Messenger RNA from Dracunculus medinensis (Guinea worm), 435 nucleotides. NCBI's taxonomy places the organism in Eukaryota, Metazoa, Nematoda, Chromadorea, Rhabditida, Dracunculidae. The record is from the annotation of a GenBank genome assembly.
AUGUUAUUAGCCCCUCUAACUUUGGUUUUUGUUGGAACUGUAUGCGGUCUACAAAUACUCAGCAAAGAAGCAUUAGCAGAAAGAAACGAUCAACUGGAACCUUUAAUCGCUAAAAGAAAAUCAGCAUACAUGCGCUUUGGCCGUUCUGGUAGCUCAAAUGAACCAGAAUUAAACAGCAUGGAGAAACGAAAGAGUGCUUAUAUGAGAUUCGGCAAAAGAGAAGAUGAUUCAAACGAUUUUGAUGAGUUUCAAGAUCUUAAAAAACGAAAAAGUGCUUAUAUGAGAUUUGGUAAGCGUUAUGCGGAAUCACAUGAAACAAAUAAACGAAAAUCAGCAUAUAUGCGAUUUGGAAAACGAGAAAACAUUGUCGACAUGACGGAAGAUUAUGCUCCUGAAUCUGAUAUCAUGAAAAGAAAAUCUGCUUACAUGCGGUAA